Messenger RNA from Metarhizium album ARSEF 1941, 852 nucleotides. RefSeq lists its product as uncharacterized. The coding region runs from base 1 to 852 and encodes 283 amino acids. The transcript has 2 exons. Lineage: Eukaryota; Fungi; Ascomycota; Sordariomycetes; Hypocreales; Clavicipitaceae. The record is from RefSeq and is a predicted model, not a curated record. Gene Ontology annotation, cellular component: plasma membrane; cell cortex of cell tip. Gene Ontology annotation, biological process: fungal-type cell wall organization.
AUGGCCGCGCCCAAAGCCCGCCGCAACACCACCAUCAUCGCCGCGCUGUUGUACGGCAUCUCUGUCCCAUUUCUGGUCCUCACCCUCAUCGGCAACACGCACGAUCGACCCGUCUUGCGAGACACGUACUUUUUCAAACUCGACGUUGCUCAGAUAAUCCCCAUCGCCGUGGCGAACUCGGGGUUGCUUAAUUCUGUAGCCCGGAGUUUGGGACUCCACGAUUUCUAUCAGGUUGGCGUUUGGAAUUUCUGUGAGGGAUACAACGAUGUCGGCAUCACACAUUGCUCGCCGCCACAGACAUUCUAUUGGUUCAAUCCAGUUGAAAUUCUCGUCAGCGAGCUUCUGGCCGGCGCCAAAAUCGCGCUGCCCUCCGAGGUGCUGACGAUCUUGCGACUGCUCCAAAUCGGCUCCAAAGUCAUGUACGCCUUCUUCAUGGCCGGCACCAUUAUCAAUCUCGUGCUGCUGCUGGGGACGCCGCUGGCCAUGCGGACCCGGUGGUUCUCUCUGUUCCUCUCUCUGCUCGGCGGCCUCUCGGGUCUUGUUCUCACCGUUGCCGCCAUCAUCGCCACCGCCAUCAGUGUCGCGGCCAAGAUUGCCCUCACCGCCCAGGACCAGCUCAACAUCAAGGUCCAUAUCGGCGUCAAAAUGUUUGCUUUUAUGUGGAUUGGAGCCCUGGCCACCGACUUUGCUUUCGUGCUUCACGCCGCCAUGGGCUGCUGCUGCAAGCCUCUCCGCAACAAGUCGCCCGGCGAGGCAGCGCCCGAGGCAGCGCCCGAGGGUGACUCGAAAAACACGAUUACGCAUCUGCCCAACUUUAUAAGACGGCGCAAGAGGCCUUCCCCUUUGUUGUAG